CGAGCUCCGCUCAGAGCCACAAGUGUGGGUGUCCGAGCUCCUGUGUGACAAUGUCUGAGCCUAUUAGAGUCCUGGUGACCGGUGCUGCUGGGCAGAUUGCCUAUUCCUUGUUGUUCGGCAUUGCCAAAGGAGAUGUCUUUGGCAAAGAACAGCCAAUCACCUUGAUCCUUUUGGAUAUUGCACCCAUGUUGCCAGUCCUGGAAGGGGUUGUCAUGGAGCUGCAGGACUGUGCCCUCCCACUUCUAAGAGAGGUUAUCCCCACUGACAAAGAGGAGGUUGGCUUCAAGGACCUUGAUGCCGCCAUCCUGGUGGGCUCAAUGCCCAGGAGGGACGGGAUGGAGAGGAAGGACCUUCUCAAAGCCAACGUGGCCAUCUUCAAGAGCCAGGGAGCUGCCCUGGACAAGUAUGCCAAGAAAACAGUCAAGGUGCUGGUUGUGGGAAACCCUGCCAACACAAACUGUUUGAUUGCAGCAAAGUCUGCUCCCUCCAUCCCCAAAGAGAACUUCUCCUGCCUCACCCGUCUGGACCACAACAGAGCUCGCUCUCAGGUGGCAAUCCGCUGUGGUGUUCCUGCCACUCAUGUGAAGAACGUUAUCAUCUGGGGCAACCACUCGUCCACCCAGUACCCAGAUGUGCACCACUGCGUGGUCAACAAGUCCGGCAGCGAUACUGCCUGUUUCGAUGCAGUCAAGGAUGAUGCUUGGCUCAAAGGAGACUUCAUCACUACAGUGCAGCAGAGAGGUGGUGCAGUCAUCAAGGCCAGGAAGUUGUCCAGUGCCAUGUCUGCAGCCAAGGCCAUCUGCGACCACAUGAGAGACAUCUGGUCAGGCACCCCUGAGGGUGAGUUUGUCUCUAUGGGCAUCUACUCCAAUGGAAACGCCUACGGAGUCGCAGAAGAUCUCAUCUACUCAUUCCCUGUCCAGAUCAAGGACAAGGCCUGGAAGAUUGUGGAUGGUCUAAAGAUCAAUGAGUUUUCCCAGUCAAAGAUGGACGCCACGGCUGCAGAACUGAUAGAGGAGAGAGACACGGCGGUGGCGUUCCUGGCAGUAUGACCGAACCCUGCAGGGUCACCCCUCCAGCAACAAGACGGUCCAGAAACUCCAGAAGCACGCCUGUGACAAAGUACUCCAUAAGCCCCUGCAUUGCUGUGUUUGUGUGUCUGAAAAAGGGUCAGUGUUUAUGACUGUGAAGGGGAUUCAUGUUGUUCGUUGAAAUUUCCUGAAUCAGAGCCAAACGUUAUCUGUGAUCUAGAAAAAACAAAGAAUGUACAUUUACUCUGGCCAAGAGGGAUUGGAUGGGAUUAGUCUUGUGUUCAGUAGUCUGCAGAACUCCUGCACAUUACAACACACAACUCUGCCAGCACUAUACAGUAUGGAGGUCCAUCUACUACGUUACCAGCUACUUUCCAAACGUUGUUUCUGCGUCUGAGUGAAUGGAUGACUGUUACAUAUAGUCAGUGAUGCAUUAAGUCCUCAAACACUGAAAUAGUUCAUUUUAACAAUAAAAAUUACAAAAAAAUGGCAUUUGUUUGU
Cololabis saira (Pacific saury) is the source of this 1532-nucleotide messenger RNA. RefSeq names its product malate dehydrogenase 1Ab, NAD (soluble) (gene mdh1ab). Bases 51 to 1052 code for a protein of 333 amino acids. The record is from RefSeq and is a predicted model, not a curated record. The transcript has 9 exons. Gene Ontology annotation, cellular component: mitochondrion; cytosol. Lineage: Eukaryota; Metazoa; Chordata; Actinopteri; Beloniformes; Belonidae. Gene Ontology annotation, biological process: tricarboxylic acid cycle; malate metabolic process; oxaloacetate metabolic process. Gene Ontology annotation, molecular function: L-malate dehydrogenase (NAD+) activity.